CAGGCUCUCAACCACUGAGCCACCCAGGCGUCCCAGAAGCCUCGCUUUUAGCGCAUUUAUUCACACUGUGAGUACUGCAAGCCCAAUUUCUGCUUCAGGCAACAUUAACUUCGCAGUAAUCUAGUUACCAGAUUUAGCUGGAGAAACCCAAAGACGCAGGAACUUUCAUGCGCAAACUUUACUGCCCUGGCACGCAUGCGCUCCGCCGCAGAGAAAGUAGCUACUACGGCUGCGCAAAUCGGUGGCCCGGCCCUUCGCCGUCACAUGUGGGGGACCGCGGCGUGGCGGCAGCUGUGGCGGUAGCGACGGCAGGCCGUAGGGCGGUCCGAGGGUUUCCGGUUCCGGUGUAACGUUCGGGCUCCGUCUCAGAGGCUGAAGUUUGUGAGGUGCAGUACCGAAUCCGAUUUGAGCUACCAUACUUUUCCUGAAGAAUGGCUCUGUCUAAGAGGGAGCUGGAUGAGCUGAAACCAUGGAUAGAGAAGACCGUGAAGAGGGUGCUGGGUUUCUCAGAGCCCACAGUGGUCACAGCAGCACUGAACUGUGUGGGGAAGGGCAUGGACAAGAAGAAGGCAGCUGACCAUCUGAAACCUUUUCUUGAUGAUUCUACUCUCCGAUUUGUGGACAAACUGUUUGAGGCUGUGGAGGAAGGCCGAAGCUCUAGACAUUCCAAGUCUAGCAGUGACAGGAGCAGAAAACGAGAGCUAAAGGAAGUGUUUGGUGAUGACUCUGAGAUCUCCAAGGAAUCAUCAGGAGUAAAGAAGCGACGGAUACCCCGUUUUGAGGAGGUGGAAGAGGAACCUGAAGUGAUCCCUGGGCCUCCCUCAGAGAGUCCUGGCAUGCUGACUAAGCUCCAGAUCAAACAGAUGAUGGAGGCAGCUACACGGCAAAUUGAGGAGAGGAAAAAACAGCUGAGCUUCAUUAGCCCCCCUACACCUCAGCCAAAGACUCCUUCUUCCUCUCAACCAGAGCGACUUCCAAUUGGCAACACUAUUCAGCCUUCCCAGGCUGCCACUUUCAUGAAUGAUGCCAUUGAGAAGGCAAGGAAAGCAGCUGAACUACAAGCCCGCAUCCAAGCCCAGCUGGCACUGAAGCCAGGGCUCAUUGGUAAUGCCAAUAUGGUGGGCCUGGCUAAUCUCCAUGCCAUGGGCAUUGCUCCCCCGAAGGUGGAGUUAAAAGAUCAAACUAAACCUACACCACUGAUUCUUGACGAGCAAGGUCGCACUGUAGAUGCAACAGGAAAGGAGAUUGAGCUGACACACCGCAUGCCUACUCUGAAGGCCAACAUUCGUGCUGUGAAAAGGGAGCAGUUCAAACAACAGCUGAAAGAAAAGCCUUCAGAAGACAUGGAGUCUAACACCUUUUUCGACCCCCGAGUUUCAAUUGCCCCUUCUCAGCGCCAAAGACGCACUUUUAAAUUCCAUGACAAGGGCAAAUUUGAGAAGAUUGCCCAACGAUUACGGACAAAGGCUCAACUGGAGAAGCUGCAGGCAGAGAUCUCACAGGCAGCUCGAAAAACAGGCAUCCAUACUUCAACUAGGCUGGCCCUCAUUGCUCCUAAAAAAGAGCUAAAGGAAGGAGAUAUCCCUGAAAUUGAGUGGUGGGACUCUUAUAUCAUCCCCAAUGGCUUUGACCUUACAGAGGAAAAUCCCAAGAGAGAAGAUUAUUUUGGAAUCACAAAUCUUGUUGAACAUCCAGCCCAACUCAACCCUCCAGUUGACAAUGACACACCAGUUACUCUGGGGGUGUAUCUUACCAAGAAGGAACAGAAGAAACUUCGAAGGCAAACAAGGAGGGAAGCACAGAAGGAACUACAAGAGAAAGUCAGGCUGGGCCUGAUGCCUCCUCCAGAACCCAAAGUGAGAAUUUCAAAUUUAAUGCGAGUAUUAGGAACAGAAGCUGUUCAAGACCCCACGAAGGUAGAAGCCCAUGUCAGAGCUCAGAUGGCAAAAAGACAGAAAGCGCAUGAAGAGGCCAACGCUGCCCGAAAACUUACAGCAGAACAGAGAAAGGUCAAGAAAAUUAAAAAGCUUAAAGAAGACAUUUCACAGGGGGUACACAUAUCUGUAUAUAGAGUUCGAAAUUUGAGCAAUCCAGCCAAGAAGUUCAAGAUUGAGGCCAAUGCUGGGCAACUGUACCUGACAGGGGUGGUUGUACUGCACAAGGAUGUCAACGUGGUAGUAGUGGAAGGGGGCCCCAAGGCCCAGAAGAAAUUUAAGCGUCUUAUGCUGCAUCGGAUAAAGUGGGAUGAACAGACAUCUAACACAAAGGGAGAUGAUGAUGAGGAAUCUGAUGAGGAAGCUGUGAAGAAAACCAACAAAUGUGUACUAGUCUGGGAGGGUACAGCCAAAGACCGGAGCUUUGGGGAAAUGAAGUUCAAACAGUGCCCUACAGAGAACAUGGCUCGAGAACACUUCAAAAAGCAUGGGGCUGAACACUACUGGGACCUUGCGCUGAGUGAAUCUGUGUUGGAGUCUACCGACUGA
Canis lupus familiaris (dog) is the source of this 2483-nucleotide messenger RNA. It is a transcript of the gene PRPF3, whose product is annotated as pre-mRNA processing factor 3. The transcript is spliced from 16 exons. The record is from RefSeq and is a predicted model, not a curated record. The coding region runs from base 432 to 2483 and encodes 683 amino acids. Gene Ontology annotation, biological process: mRNA splicing, via spliceosome. Gene Ontology annotation, cellular component: U4/U6 x U5 tri-snRNP complex. Lineage: Eukaryota; Metazoa; Chordata; Mammalia; Carnivora; Canidae.